Mobula hypostoma (lesser devil ray) is the source of this 2055-nucleotide messenger RNA. RefSeq names its product cilia and flagella associated protein 100 (gene cfap100). The transcript has 16 exons. Bases 116 to 1879 code for a protein of 587 amino acids. Lineage: Eukaryota; Metazoa; Chordata; Chondrichthyes; Myliobatiformes; Myliobatidae. The record is from RefSeq and is a predicted model, not a curated record.
CGGCGUCCUGCGGUGGAGGCCGGUGGGCGAGGAGCGGCUCCAGGUCACCGACCCUGCUCCCUCCACAGGCCCGCUGUUCCAGGUGCCCAGCCUGUUGGAAGAAAUAUCCUGAAACAUGGCUUCUGCAUCUCAGCUUCAGACCUCGCAGUCAGUGGAGAUGGAAAACUUGCAGAAAGGCUUGAUAUCCCAUGCAAGCUUACAACAAGUGGAGAAACCAGCAGAAAAGUCAGAAAUGCCCAAAAUCCCAGCAUGUAAACAACGGCUGAGUGAGAAGCACAAUCCCUUCAAGAUGCCUCGUGAUUGUGACAUUUUUACCCUUCGGGACAUCGAGAGAGAAGAGAAGAAGAAGCAACAAGAGGAACAAAAGAAACUCAAGGUCUAUGAGAAGACCACAUACACGGCUCGUGCCAACGCCAAGUGUGGCAAAGCGCUGAAGGCAGAGGAGGAAACAGAGAUGGACCCCGAGGCAGUACAUCAAACCAACGUGAAAAAACUCGCCGCUCUCAAAGGUGACCCAACGUGGAAGGUUCAAGUCACCAGAGACCGUCACAUUGAGAAGGAAACACUGAAUGAUUACAUCAACAAGAAGCGGGAAAUGUUUAUGCUUCAGUACUCGCUGACCAUGAAGAAGGACGAGAUCGGGAAACUGGAAGAAGCCGCAGCUGCCGAGGAACAGAAAUUGCAGAUGGCGGAGCGAUUCCUGGAGGAGGACGCCGCCAUGUUCGACGAGUUCUUGAAGGAGAACGACAAGAAUUCAGUGCAAGCAAUGCAAAUAGCGGAGCAGGAGACCAAACUGAAGCUGGAAAAAGUUGCAGAGAUAAAGAAGUUGACAACGCAGAUGAUGGCAGUGAAAAACGACAUUGUCAAGUAUGAGGAGACGCUGAAGGACUACCGGGUGUACAGGGAUUUCCUGAUGAAACUGUCUCCAAAGGAGUGGAGGGAAGAGAGGGAGAGGAAGAAAAAGGAAAUAAAGUUGGCAAAAAUCAGUUCAAGAGAAGCAUCCAGGAUUGCACCACUGCCUGUCGUAGACCGAAAGGGCAGUCGAAUUGGCGUGCAGUCAGUCAUAGGGAUGCGGUCUCCGCUGCAGCGAUCCAAGGACUCUGCCAAAUGGAGGAAGACCAGUGCUGUUUCCAUUGAGGCGAAGUCUGAGGAGUUGGACUGGUCAAGCAAUGACGAGGAACCGGAGAUUUACUUCACCGACCCGAAGCAGUUGUUGGACAUCUACACUGAACUGGAGGAGCACAACCUGUCACUCAUCCUCAACUCGCAGGAGACCGAGGAGGCCGUGGAGGAGAUCAAACAGGCCAUGGCUGAUGCGCAGGUUAAAAUGAACUGUGAGAUGGACUUUCUGAAACAGCAGCUGAGUGUUUUGACUGAGGCUGUGGCGAAGGAGGAGAGCAGAGCAGCCGAGCUGGAGCUCAAAGCCAAGAUGUUCUCGUUCAGCCAGAGCACAAUUGAAGAUCAGGAUAAAAUGCUGGAGGCGCUGGAUCAGAAGGUGAUGGAGGUUUACCACUCCUGCAUUGGAGAGAACGAGGCAAACAUGACUACUCUGCAGAUGCUGACCAGCAUCGAGAACUACCUGGAGGACCUGUUUGAAAACCUCGAGAAGCUGCCUCGGGAAAAGGUGGAGCUGGCCGAGAAGAACAAGGAGAAGGAGAGGAGGAUGAGGCUGAGGGAGGAGAAACUGAGGGAAGAGAAACUGCACCAGGAGGAACGGAUCCAACGGGCGAUGAUGAGGUCACAGGCAGAGCACCAGAAGAAGUUGGGUCGGAGGUUGGUGUACCGUUCGGAGCCACCGCUGAUAAAGGAGCAUAAAAAACAAGUCCAAGACACCACAGACCAGGAGAAGGAGGAGGAAGAGUAUUACUUCAGUUACUGAGCAGCAGGCGCGGUGAAGGAAAAUGAACUCGUGCCUCACUGGUGAUACUCCGCCUACUGAACUGAGCAGCUCAGAUGGGCCAAUGCAGACGCUUUCUCUCACUUCCCUCCAGAAUACACCCGCACUAGUUGAGGGCCUGUUUAUGUACAUGUGAAAGUUUGUAUUUUUAAUAACUA